Messenger RNA from Daphnia carinata, 2551 nucleotides. RefSeq names its product scavenger receptor class B member 1-like. Lineage: Eukaryota; Metazoa; Arthropoda; Branchiopoda; Diplostraca; Daphniidae. The record is from RefSeq and is a predicted model, not a curated record. Gene Ontology annotation, cellular component: membrane; cytoplasm. Bases 235 to 1794 code for a protein of 519 amino acids. The transcript is spliced from 9 exons. Gene Ontology annotation, molecular function: scavenger receptor activity.
GCAGUCGGUAGCUGAGGGUUCCAACGGUCGGUCGGGCGCUUAACUCGACUUUCUUGUCAAAUCAAUUCGUCUCCCUCUUUUUUUUUGUGUUUUAUCUCGUCUUUUUUUCGUUCUUGUUUUGUGUGUUCGUGUGUGUCGGUGAACUUUGUGUGUCUGUCCAAGUGUCUCGAUUUCGGAUUCAACAGACGUCUCGAUUAAUUAAUAGUAAGAAAGAUAAAAACGUGCGGCUUCAACAUGCGGCGAGCCAUCUGCAGUGGAAUCCUUGCUGUAAGCGCCAUCCUGCUUAUCGUGAUGGGAAUUUUGGUGACCAUGUUCUUUUCCCAGAUCAUCGACAAUAUUAUUUACAAGGAGCUGGUCUUGAAAGUCGGGGGCGAGACAUACGAAAUGUGGCGCAAGCCGCCCGUCGAGCCACAGAUGAAGGUUUACUUCUUCAACGUUACCAAUCCGAGGGAUUUCCUUCAAGGCGAAAAGCCUGUCUUCCGCGAAAUUGGACCCUAUGUCUACAGUGAAAAAUGGGAGAAGGUUAAUUUCACGUGGCAUCCAAACGGAACCGUUUCUUACCAGCCGACCAAAAAGUUCUUUUUUAACCGGGAGCAGUCCUACGGCGACGAGUCUGAUUUAGUGCAGUCACUCAACAUUCCACUCAUCUCUGCAGCGGAUCAGAUGAAGUACGCCGUUAAGUUGACUCGCCUAGCUCUCGGCUCCAUGCUAGGCGUCCUCAAUCAGGAGACCUUCACCGUCCGCUCCGUUCGGGAUCUCAUGUGGGGAUACAACGACAGCCUCUUCAAGUUGGCCAAGGAUGUGAUGCCGCCCGAGAACGUCGUGCCCCACGAUCUAUUUGGCCUCUUUGUUGGUAAAAAUGGUUCAGCGGCUGACGGAGUUUUCACGAUUUCUACUGGCGCCAAGUCGAUGGCCAACUACGCCGCUAUUGAUAAUUGGAACGGAAUAACCAAGUUGCCGUUUUGGCAAGCGGACAAUUGUAACCGUAUCGUCGGUACUGAUGGAACGGCGUAUCCGCCAGACUUGACACCCAACACCACCAUCCACAUGUUCAAUCCCGAAUUGUGCCGCAGCCUACCACUCGUCUAUUACAAGGACGUCGUUCACAACGGAGUCGCUGGUUACCGUUUCGGACCUCCAACCAACACAUUGGACACGCCGGCCACAAAUCCCGAUAACGCUUGUUUUUGUCCACCUGGCACGAUGGAACGUGAUGGUAAUUGCGGUACUCGAGGGCUAUUCAACAUAAGCUCGUGCAAAUUCGGCGCCCCCAUGGCAAUUUCCUGGCCCCAUUUCCUUCACGGAGAUCCGAAACUCCUUGAAGAUGUAGAAGGAUUAUCUCCCGAUCCAAACCGCCACGGCUUUUUCAUAGACUUUCAGCCGAAAUUGACUAUCGCCAUGAUGGCCAAAGCCCGGAUGCAGAUUAAUCUCAUGCUAUCAAAGGUAGACGACAUCAAACAGGUGGUUGGACUUCGUGAAAUGGCAUUCCCGCUCUUUUGGUUCGAAACUGGAAUCGAUAAAUUACCGGAAGAAGUGAAUCAGAAACUAAAGUUGGUGGCCGAGAUGCCGGAGGCGGCCCGAGCGGGAAUCUCUUACUCAAUGUUCGGUUUGGGCGGUAUCCUGCUCUUCUGUGUGGCUUUAAUGAUCUGGAAGCGGAUGAAGAGCAAAUCUUAUGGAUCGGGAGGUAUGAGCAAUGCCGACGUCGAGUUUGAGAAACGAACGGAUGGCGUCACUGUUCACAAGACCAACGGUAAAAGUCGGUCAGCCGAAGAGUCUUCUGAUCUCCCCCGAUAAGUCUCCUUCCCGGUCGAUGUUGUAUUUAAUUCACUCCAUUUUUUUUGUUUUGUUCAUUCAGUUUCAUUCAUUUUUUCUCGCUCAUCUAGGCUUUUCUUUUGGUUUGUUUUAAUUUGUCUUCCUUUCAUCUUUGUUCUAUUGCGUGUGUGCGUGUUGUACGUGGUGCCAAACGAUUGCGGGAGGCGUGUGUUUCGAUUGUGACAUUGGCGAAUCAUGUUUCUUCUGCUGUUUUCCCUUCUCACUGGAUCAAAUAUUCAUCACCAUGUAUCAUAUACUAUAUAGAAUGGAAAUAUCCCGCUCACUAUUUCUUAUUUUUUUUUGUUGCUCCCACUUGUUUGUUUCUGUGGUUUUACGACUCCCGUGUCUAUCUUGUAGAGAUUAUCAACCUAUUGUAUCUCCGCAUGACAACAUUCCUCACAAUUCGUUUUAGGGACUCUCCAAAAAAUAAUCAUAAUUUGUGUUUUUUUCAUUUCCCUACCAUUUUUUUUGUUGAGAAUUCUUUUGCGCUCAAACAUUGCGUGCCUUUCAAUUUUGUUUUGUCAGUCUCGUGUUUUUUUUUUGUAGCUAUAAUCGUUCUUCUUUUCUUUUGUGACACGGCUCUCAUACAUAUCUCGUGAAUUUUGAUGCGGAUGAAAUUCUAAUGAUUUCCCCCUCCCAUGGACCCAUGUUUAGAUGUUCGUGAAUGAGCAGAUGUUGACAAGUGUUCCAACCGUUUCCUUUUUUUAAAAAUGAAAAUAAAACAAAUAAUUAAAAGAAA